UCCUGCUCCUGUUUCCGCUCAGUACUGCGGUGACCGCGGAGUGCGCACAGGCACGGUGUCCGCUGAGACGCCUCUGUCUACUUGUUGUUCUCCCUCCGAGAGACAUGACGCGCGCUUCACUGGCUGGCGUCGGACUUCUGUCGGUCCUUUUCACCUGUUCUUUAGCAGUGCAGUAUGAGGAGGACUACGAGGAUGUCACUGUGAACCAAAUGUUGGCUCCCAAAUCCCGGGAAACAGACACCACGGAAAUCCUCAAUAAUUUACUCAAAGAGUAUGACAAGAAGCUGAGGCCGGACAUUGGAGUGAAACCAACUGUCAUAGAUGUGGAUAUAUUUGUGAACAGCAUCGGACCGGUGUCUUCAAUCAACAUGGAGUACCAAAUUGACAUCAUCUUCGCCCAGACGUGGAUAGACAGCCGCCUCAGAUAUAACAGCACAAUGAAAAUACUGACCUUGAACAGCAACAUGGUUGGACUCAUUUGGGUGCCGGACACCAUCUUUAGAAACUCCAAGACCGCAGACUCCCAUUGGAUCACGAUGCCGAACCAGCUGCUCAGGAUAUGGAAUGAUGGGAAAAUACUUUACACCUUAAGGUUAACUAUAAAUGCUGAGUGCCAGCUGCAGCUACACAACUUUCCAAUGGAUGAACACUCGUGCCCGCUCGUCUUCUCCAGCUACGGAUACUCGCAAGACGAGAUGAUUUACAAGUGGAGGAAGAACUCGGUGGAGGCGGCCGACCAGAAGUCCUGGCGUCUGUACCAGUUCGACUUCAUGGGCCUCAGAAACACAACGGGCGUCAUAAAGACAAUGGCGGGUGACUACGUGGUGAUGACGGUGUAUUUUGACCUGAGCAGAAGGAUGGGCUACUUCACCAUCCAGACCUACAUCCCCUGCAUUCUCACCGUGGUUCUCUCCUGGGUUUCCUUCUGGAUCAAGAAGGACGCCACUCCGGCCAGAACGGCUUUAGGGAUAACCACAGUCCUCACCAUGACCACUCUGAGUAGUGUGGCCAGGACGUCGUUACCCAGAGUGUCUUACGUCACCGCCAUGGACCUUUUCGUCACCGUUUGCUUCUUGUUUGUGUUUGCUGCCUUGAUGGAGUACGCAACAUUAAAUUACUACUCAUACAACAUUCAGAGGCCGAGCUACAUGGAACCUAAAAGGCUGAACUUCUCUGUGCUGGACGUGAGGCCUCCUCCGCACACCGUCAUCGCUCUAAACAACGCCAUGUACUGGCAGGAGUUCGAGGACGCCUGCGUCUACGAGUGUCUGGACGGGAAAGACUGCCAGAGCUUCUUUUGCUGCUUUGAAGAAUGCAAAGGAGGCGCUUGGAGAAGAGGGAGAGUCCACAUAGAUCUACUGGAACUGGACGCGUACUCGCGUGUGCUUUUCCCCACGUCCUUCUUGCUGUUCAACAUUGUGUACUGGGUCGGAUAUCUCUACCUUUAGUACAACGCACUCGGCAGAACUGGAAUCAAAAGUCAGAAAGUAAUGGGCUUUAGUAGUGAUGUAUGGUACUGUGACAGCAAAUAAGCUCUUUGGAAGGAGCUACCUGGAUAAGAGAGCAACACCCGGCCUGUUUCUGCUGUGGGGACCUUAGGCGUGAGAAUCCAACACAGCAGAGUUUCCCUUUGUGUGCUGUGUUGACUCAGAAAGGACUGUUAGGACAAACGGGCAGCAAGCUGCACACCGGGACUCCAGUCUGCUCAGGCAGGUAGACGGCUCUGUGUUGUAGGAAUACUGUUCGCCUGCCGUCGGUCGAGUCCAGCUGAUUAUCAAAUCCAAGGACACACAAACCGUUCCUAGUGCCUUCCUUUGGAGGGGUAGAUACUAUCCGUAACAAUAAUCAGGGAGUUAUCAUUUAUAGAGUAGAUCAGAAGAGCCUGGCUUUGACUGAUUAUCAAUACGUUUAUGAAGUAGUCACGUGGUACAAUAAACACACUUAUUAUUGGAAUAUCUUCACCGUUACUUUCAGCUAUUUGAUGGGACUAGCUAUGAGGUGUUACCCGUAUCAAGGUUUUACAUUUUUGUAGUUAUAUUUGGUUUUACAGUCCUUUUAAAACCCUUUGUGUCCCAAAUUUAAAAAUGUCCACCUGGAUAUUUUUACUUACUUUAAUUCUACACAGUUCUCUAAAUGUCCUGUGACUAAAAUAAAUUACCGUAAUAACCCGAUAUUGGCUGGAAAGCGCAAUAUCUCCUCGUUGGAAUUUUUCAGAUAGCGCUACGUGUGGUGGAAUUACGGUACUGCAUGUUUGGCAGGAUCACUGGCGCUCGAUGCCAGAGAAAGCUCCGGAGUAAUGUGUGUUUAUUCUGACGGUGUGGAUCAUAGAAAAAUGCAACCUGUCCCCUCCCCCACCUGUUACUGCACGAUGCAGCAGGUUGAAUGGAGGCUGCUACCAUUUUGCUUUUGCCUACAAGACAAACUCAACCGUUUAGAAAUAUUUCUGGACUUGAGAAACACCCAACACCAUAUGAUCCGCUCAGCGUCCCAUUAAUUUAACUCAGAUGGUCCAAUUAUAGCACAUCAACUGUUAGACUUGACAUAUUUAUUGGGUGUUUAUUCUAUAAACAAUAAUCGUAAUUAUAAGUAUGCUGCUUCAACAGAAGUAUAAAUAGUUGUUGCUUUUCCAUUUACACAGUUAUGUCAAGUUUGACAUUUUAUAAAUUUUUUUUUCACAUUACUACAACGAUGAAUGACACUUUCUACCAUUUUUACUCUCGGUUAUAAUCCAUGUUAGUGGCUCUGUUUGUUGGUUUGUUUCUUAAAGGUUAAAAUGAUUAGGAUUUUUAAAGCGUAUUGGUUUUAAACAUGUUAAUUUAAGGCAGAUGGAUGGACGCCAUGCUAGUGUCGACUCCAUAUUUCAUUCUGUGAGGUGUUGAUGUAGGUUUUCGGUGUAUUUAGGUUUGUAACGUCAGUUUCUUUCUUGCUUGUUUUCUUAUAGAGAUCGUUUAUUUAGUUUAGUUCGUUUCAGAUUUGUAUUUGGUGCAAACAGAUAACUUGCCUUAAAACAAAUAUACAUAAAUGUUUAGUCUGAAAAUGGUUUGAUAUCACUCAGUUCCACUCAUCAAAUGUGACCAAGAAGUACAAAAACACACUUGUGACUUAGACCCACUUUCUACUGGAAGUAUUUAUUUUUUACUAAAGGAAACCUCCUCACAUUGUGUUUUUCUUGCAUACCAAUUGUAACUCAUGCAACACAAAAUCAUAUACACACACAGAGACUCACACACACUUAAAUGAAUAAGUAAGGAAUUGUGUAAAUCUGUUAAGGAUCUUAGGUGAAAUCUAAUAGGAUUAUCUGUGGGCCCAAUCACAUUUAUUGGGCCCCAUCGUUGUCGCCUCCUGAUUUUCUUGCAUGCAAACAACUGACAAUUAUCCUGAUCAGGUUUUGCCACAUUCGGAGAUUGAAUGAUUGUUUUAAUAGAAGCUGGUUAUAUAGUAAUUUAAUUUUCCUAUGUUCUCACUCGACGCUGACAUUAGAUUAACCCACUCAGCUGAGGAGAACACCGGAUUUACCUCUGAAAAUAACCGUAGGGAGGCGAGUUGUUUUUUUUUUGUUGUUGUUUUUUUUUAACAAAUCGUGCUUUUUGCUACAGGCAGAAAACUUUAUCACACUGCAAAAACAGUAC
Gambusia affinis (western mosquitofish) is the source of this 3629-nucleotide messenger RNA. Its product is annotated as gamma-aminobutyric acid receptor subunit gamma-3. NCBI's taxonomy places the organism in Eukaryota, Metazoa, Chordata, Actinopteri, Cyprinodontiformes, Poeciliidae. The transcript is spliced from 9 exons. Gene Ontology annotation, molecular function: GABA-A receptor activity; transmitter-gated monoatomic ion channel activity involved in regulation of postsynaptic membrane potential; GABA-gated chloride ion channel activity. Gene Ontology annotation, cellular component: neuron projection; synapse; postsynapse. The record is from RefSeq and is a predicted model, not a curated record. The coding region runs from base 105 to 1448 and encodes 447 amino acids. Gene Ontology annotation, biological process: monoatomic ion transmembrane transport; nervous system process; chloride transport.